GAAAAUCCGAAUCCAAAAGCACAGAAAGCCCUAGAAAAUUGUUUUUGACACGUUUCUCGCUCAUGGUAAUUCAACUUGAAGCUUCAACGGCUCAAAAUAGUUCAUUGAAAGAAGAGGAGAUGGAGGUGGAUUUAGAAUUAUCGGUCGGAGGAAGUUUCAGAAACUUGGAGACAUCAAAGCCAAAAAUCGAUUCAAAGUUGGAACUCUGCAGUUGCUCAAGAUCUGAGGACGCGAAGGCGAAGCGCGAGAUUCAGGCUCUGCGGAGACAAGAAGCGAAGAAGAAGAGAGAAAAGAAGAAAGGCAUGAGGAAUGGAGGAGGAGUAGGAGAUGAGAGGAUGAGGUUGGAGGCGCAGCGGUUGCAGAACAGGGUAAAGGAUCGAGAGAGGAGAGAGAAUAAUGAGGCCAACUUAACGCACCAUAAAUCAUAUAUCAACCAUCGGAAUCAUGGUAUAGUUGAGGGUCCGAUUCAGAUGAUGGUGCCGAUAAAGUACGCACAUCCAUCCAAGGUGCAGUACGUUCCUUUAGCAUUUCCAUGUGUGGUGCCGUGUGGGGCUCCGGCUACAUGGCUUCAACCCGUGAAGUCGCUUCCGGUGCGUCAAGGGUGCGGUGGUCGGUCGGUAUUGUCGGAUGGGUGGACUAAUUCCUCUGCUAGUGUGUCUCACCAAGAUAGUGGCAGCAGUGAUAUUGGAAGCCUUUCAAGUCAUACCCGAACGGCACCACCUCAACGCAGCGAAGCACAGGGGCAAUCUGAGCACAGUGUUUCCUCCUACCAAAAGGACUCCUCCCAAGGUACCAGUUCUGACAAAUCAACAAGCUUUGGUGAGAAGGUCUCCACCCCAGUCAAAGAUCCCACAACCAGGCGCAACUCAUCAACUGGUGAAAGCCCACCUAGUCCUCUGAAGAAAGCCAGGGAUGGGAACGGUGACUUGGGCGAACCUCCCAGGCCUCGAAAUCAAAACCACCAUCCUUCUGCUCCUUCCCUCGAGCAAAUGCCAUGCGUCUCAACAACCGGAAACGGCCCAAAUGGGAAAACAAUUACUGGGUUUUUGUACAGAUACACGAAAGCAGAGAUCAGCAUAGUGUGUGUUUGCCAUGGGAGUUCCUUCUCACCAGCUGGGUUUGUGGAACAUGCUGGAGGAAUAGAUGUAUCACACCCCUUGAGACACAUUACAGUAAUUCCUUCUGCCUUUGCAUGAUCAACUAACUGAAGCUGUUAAUAAAAAAUGUGAACUUUCUUUCCGUUUGGCUCUUUGGUUAGUUGGAUUCCUUAAUUUUCAGCCAGUAUGGAGCUGCAAAGGUGGUCGAUUACUGCAACUUUUUCUUUCCACCA
This is a messenger RNA of Vitis riparia (riverbank grape), 1330 nucleotides long. RefSeq names its product ninja-family protein AFP1. Bases 63 to 1196 code for a protein of 377 amino acids. NCBI's taxonomy places the organism in Eukaryota, Viridiplantae, Streptophyta, Magnoliopsida, Vitales, Vitaceae. Gene Ontology annotation, cellular component: nucleus. Gene Ontology annotation, biological process: signal transduction; negative regulation of DNA-templated transcription. The record is from RefSeq and is a predicted model, not a curated record. The transcript is spliced from 2 exons.